Molecule: messenger RNA, 15343 nt
Organism: Oreochromis niloticus (Nile tilapia)
Lineage: Eukaryota; Metazoa; Chordata; Actinopteri; Cichliformes; Cichlidae
Gene: lrp1bb
Product: low density lipoprotein receptor-related protein 1Bb
Exons: 92
Coding region: 395-14323 (4642 amino acids)
Cellular component (GO): plasma membrane; signaling receptor complex
Molecular function (GO): calcium ion binding; protein binding
Source: RefSeq, a predicted model, not a curated record
CCCCUGGACCUCAGGCUGACACCCACCCACUCCACUGACUGCACAGCGAACGGAUUUGAUUAAUUUCAGGCGAGCUGCGCCACCUUGACGGCAUUUAAUCAUUGAGAAAAGACAGGAAACGUACUCAUUCCUUAUCCUCCUGCUCUCCCACCCCACCCCGCCUCUCCUGUCCUCUCCUCUCUCCUGCCGUCUCCGGUGCGUCUGUUCGCUCUGAAAAGCGGCGGUGUGCGUGUGUGGAGGAGCCGGAGGAGCGCUGCACUGUUCUGCGCACUGGUUCCGCUGGACAUCACCGAAUAACGGCGCUCGACAACCGGGUGGUGGUGGAGGGGGAGACUGGACCCGGAGCAGGAGCAGGGGAAGCACCGUGGCUCUUUACAGCCCGCUCUCCGAAAACAUGUCGGAGUUUUUUCUACUCGCCUUUCUAGCCCUGUUCUCGGGAUUAUUUCCGUGCGCCGAGCCCUCGACGGUGUCGGACGAGGAGAAAGACAUCUUGUGUGACGUAGGGGAAUUUCACUGUCACAACCACGACACCUGCGUCCCCGAGGACUGGCUUUGUGACGGCGAGCCCGACUGCCCCGAUGAGUCCGACGAAACUGAUCACGUGUGUGCACAGGAGGUGGUGAUCAGAUGUCCUCUGAAUCACAUACAGUGCACCGGGACAAAGAAAUGUAUCCACUUCAACAAACUCUGCAACGGCGCUCGAGAUUGUGAAGACGGCUACGAUGAAGGAGUUCACUGUCGAGAGCUGCUGUCAGCCUGCCACGAGCUCCGGUGCCGCUAUGGCUGCGUCAUGACUAGAAACGGCACCUUCUGUUUCUGCGCUGACGGCUUUGAGGUCGGGGAGGACGGGACGAGCUGCAGAGAUCAUGAUGAAUGUGCCAUGUAUGGAGCUUGCAGCCAAACCUGCACCAACACCUACGGGUCAUACAGAUGCAGCUGCACAGAAGGGUACAUCCUGCAGCCCAACAGGAUAUCGUGCAAAGCCAAACAAGAUCCUGGCGACAGCCGGCCAGCGCUUCUCAUCGGUGGCUCAGAUCGCAUCGUCGUCACCCAUCUAAAUGGAAGCGGCCUUCAGCCGCUCAGGUCCUUGAGGGUAAAUGGAACGCUGGCUCUGGAUUUCCAGCAUAACCAGGAAAGUGUGUGUUGGGUGCUGUCCUCAGAGUCCUCUGGGCAGCUCCGCUGUGCUGUAACAAGAAGCCUGCGUGGAUUCACACGAGAACAGGAAAUACGAACUCAACAAAGUUUGCAGCAUGUGGAGCAGAUGGCGAUUGACUGGCUGACAGGAAACUUUUAUUUUGUUGACCGCGUCACUGACAAGAUCUUUGUCUGUGACCGCGGCGGGGACACGUGUGUGACCGUCCUACAGCUGGACCUGCUCAAUCCUAAAGGCAUAGCUCUGGAUCCUCUCAUGGGAAUGCUCUUCUUCACUGACUACGGGAACGUGGCCAAGGUCGAGCGCUGUAACAUGGACGGCACCAACCGGACCCGGCUGGUCGAUUAUAAAAUCGAGCAACCCACUGCUGUGGCGCUGGAUGUGGUCAAGAAGCUGGUGUAUUGGGCCGAUGCCUACCUGGAUUACAUUGACGUGGUGGAUUACCAGGGCAAGAACAGGCACACCAUUAUCCACGGGAGCCAAGUGUCGUACAUUUAUUCAUUAGCUGUGUUUGAGGACUACCUCUAUGCUAUCCACUCUGACCCUUCCAAAGGGAGUUCCUCUGCAGAGCUGCUGCAGAUCCACAGGUUCAACAUCACAGCAGAGAGCAGGACGCUGGCCAGCCUGGGGAAUUCUAAAGGACUGCGGGUUUACCAUAAACUGACUCAGCCCAAAGUCAGAAGUCAUGCGUGUGAAAUGGAUUCAUACGGAAAGCCGGGCGGCUGUUCCCACAUCUGCCUCCUGAGCGGCAGCUACAAGUCCAGGACCUGCCGCUGUCGCACUGGCUACAGCCUGGGCUUCGAUGGAAUGUCCUGUAAAAAGCCGAAAAACGAUAUCUUCCUGUUCUACGGUAAGGGGCGACCGGGAGUCAUCCGAGGCCUGGACAUGAACAUCAAGUCCAGUGACGAGCACAUGGUGCCGAUUGAAGACCUGGUCAACCCUCGAGCCAUCGACUACCACGCAGAGCUGGGACACGUCUACUUUGCUGACACCACCAGUUUCCUGAUCGGGCGGCAAAAAAUAGAUGGAAGCAGCAGAGAGACUAUACUGAAAGAUGAACUUGACAACGUUGAAGGAAUCUCAGUGGAUUGGAUUGGGAAUAACUUGUAUUGGACCAACGAUGGGUACAGGAAGACGAUCAGUGUUGCCAGGCUGGACAGAGCUUCCCAGACCAGGAAGACUUUGUUGGAAGGCAAUAUGUCUCACCCCCGGGCCAUUGUGGUGGAUCCUCUGAACAGCUGGAUGUACUGGACAGACUGGGAGGAAGAUGAGGUCAACGACAGCAUAGGGCGGAUAGAAAGGGCCUGGAUGGAUGGAUCCAACCGCCGCAUUUUCGUCACCUCCAACAUGCUGUGGCCCAACGGGCUGACGCUGGACCACAGCAGCAGCACGAUGUACUGGUGCGACGCCUACUACGACCACAUCGAGAAGAUUCACCUGAACGGGACAGGAAGAAUGGUGGUGUACAGUGGGAAAGAACUAAACCAUCCGUUCGGAAUCUCUCAUUACCGCAAUUUCAUCUUUUGGACCGAGUACAUGAACGCUUCGGUGUUCCAGCUGGACUUGUCCAACGGCGAUAUCACUCUGUUGCGGAGCGAGAGGCCGCCGCUGUUUGGCCUGCGUGUUUACGAUGCACAGAGUCAGCAAGGUGACAACGCAUGUAGUGUGAAUUAUGGGGGCUGUACUACCCUCUGCCUCGCCAUCCCAGGAGGGAGAGUGUGUGCCUGCGCUGACAACCAGGUUCUGGAGAAGAACAAUGUCACCUGUGCAGCUUCCAGCAGUAGUUUAGAGCCACAGCGAUGCAAAAGUGAUGAGUUCCAGUGCCGUAAUCAGCGGUGCAUUCGGGCCUUGUGGAAGUGUGACGGAGAUGAUGACUGUCUGGAUGGGAGUGACGAGGAGAUCCAGAGCUGCUACAACCACACUUGUCCCCUCAAUCAGUUCAAAUGCAGCAACAAUCGCUGCAUCCCCAAACGAUGGCUCUGCGAUGGGACGAACGACUGUGGCAACAACGAGGACGAGUCCAACAGCACCUGCUCAGCCCAGCCCUGUCAGGCAGACCAGUUCUCCUGCCAGAACGGACGAUGUAUACCUCACAGUUGGAGCUGUGAUCGGGAGGACGACUGUGGGGAUAAGUCUGAUGAAAUAUCGUGCGUUUUCCCCACCUGUGAGCCCGUCACCCAGUUUAGUUGCUCCAAUGGACGAUGCAUCAGUGUGGAGUGGCACUGCGAUUCAGAUGACGACUGUGGAGACGGCAGCGAUGAAGUGGGCUGCAUCCAGUCUUGCGCCAAUACCCACUUCCAGUGCUCUAAUGGCCGCUGUAUCCCCGACCACUGGGCCUGCGACGGCGACAACGACUGUGGUGACCUCAGCGACGAGACCUUAACCUGCAGAGGUGGACCUGCAUUGUUGCCGCCGGUGAUCGAGUGCAGUGCCGAGGAAUUCCACUGCGUCACAGACGGGACCUGCAUCCCGGAGCGCUGGAGCUGUGACGGCGAUAAGGACUGUGAGGACGGGAGCGAUGAGAAGGAAUGCGAGGGCACGAAGAGGAUGUGUGACCCCAAGGCUAAGUUCACCUGCAAAGAUUCAGGCAAGUGCAUCACAAAGAGCUGGGUGUGCGACGGGGACAUCGACUGUGAGGACCGCUCCGAUGAAGAGUCGUGUGAGUCGGCUGUGUGUAAGCCGCCCAAGUACCCGUGUGCCAACGACUCCUCGGUCUGCCUCACGCCCGAUAAGAUCUGCAACGGCAAAGUGGACUGUGCGGAUCGCUCCGACGAAGGACCCAUCUGUGAUUUGUGCCUUGUAGCCAGAGGGGGCUGCAGUCACCAGUGCACUGUGGCACCGGGCAAAGGAGUUGUGUGUUCGUGUCCCCCCGGGCUUCACCUGGACUCCAGCAACAAGACGUGUGAGGUGGUGGACUACUGCAGCCGUCACCUGAAGUGCAGCCAAGUGUGUGAGCAGUACAAGACCACAGUGAAGUGUUCCUGUUAUCCAGGAUGGAUGCUCGACUCGGACGGCGACAGCUGUCACAGCACAGAUCCCUUUGAGGCUUUCGUCAUUUUCUCGAUCCGGCACGAGAUACGACGAAUAGACCUUCACAAACGAGACUACAGCCUGCUGGUGCCAGGACUGAGGAACACCAUCGCGUUAGACUUCCACUUCAACCACAGCCUCCUUUACUGGACAGAUGUGGUGGAAGAUAAGAUCUACAGGGGGAAGCUCUCAGAGUCUGGAGGGGUAACGGGAAUCGAGGUGGUUGUGCAGCACGGCCUGGCCACUCCGGAGGGCCUGGCUGUGGACUGGAUCACUGGGAAGCUGUACUGGAUCGACAGCAAUCUGGACCAGAUCGAGGUGGCCAAGCUUAACGGAGAAAUGCGCACUACGCUCAUAGCCGGAGGGAUGGAGCAUCCACGGGCCAUCGCUCUCGACCCGGGACAGGGGAUCCUCUUCUGGACCGACUGGGAUGCUACUUUCCCCCGAAUCGAGGCUGCAUCAAUGAGCGGAGGAGGCAGACACAUUGUGUUUAAGGACAUGGAGAUUGGAGCCUGGCCUAACGGACUAACACUGGACCAUUUGGAAAAGAGAAUUGUUUGGACCGAUGCACGCUCCGACGCCAUUUUCUCUGCCCUCUACGAUGGUACGGGCGUCAUCGAGAUCCUCAGGGGCCACGAAUACCUGUCCCACCCCUUCGCCGUGUCUCUCUUCGGGGGCAGUGUCUACUGGACGGACUGGAGGACGAACACUUUAGCGAGAGCCAAUAAGUGGACCGGGCAAAAUGUGACCGUCAUCCAGAAAACGAGUGCUCAGCCUUUUGACUUGCAGAUCUUCCACCCCAGCAGGCAACCACAAGUUCCUAACCCGUGUGAAAAGAACGAUGGACGUGGUCCCUGUUCACAUCUGUGUCUCAUCAAUUACAACCGCACAGCCUCCUGCACCUGUCCGCACCUCAUGAAGCUUUCGACCAACAAACAGUCCUGCUUUGCGCUGAAAAGGUUCCUCCUGUAUGUGCGGCGGUCCGAAAUCCGUGGCGUGGACAUUGACGACCCUUACAUGAACGUCAUGACGGCUCUGACGGUGCCAGAUAUCGACGAUGUCACCGUGGUGGACUACGAUUCCCAGGAGGAGAGGAUCUACUGGGCCGACAUCAAAACUCAAACGAUCAAACGAGCGUUCAUCAACGGCACCCAGCUCGAGACUGUCAUCUCUUUAGAUAUAGUCAACUGCCGCGGUCUGGCUUUAGACUGGCUUUCCAAGAACUUAUACUGGCUGAGCUCUGAAAAUGACGAGUCCCAAAUCAAUGUGGCUCGCUUUGAUGGGUCCCUAAAGACGUCCAUCAUCCACGGCAUUGAUAAGCCAAGGUGCCUUGUAGUGCACCCUGCCAAGGGGAAAAUCUACUGGACAGAUGGCAACACCAUUAACAUGGCCAACAUGGAUGGGAGUAACAGCAAGGUGCUCCACCAGAAUCAGAGGGACCCUGUAGGCCUCUCGAUAGACUACGCUGCCAACAAGCUGUACUGGAUAAGCUCGACCAACGGGACCAUCAACAGGUGCAAUCUGGAUGGCAGUGGGCUGGAAGUGCUCGAGACUCUAAAGAGGGAGUUAGCCAAAGGCACAGCACUGGCCGUGAUGGGUGGAAAACUCUGGUGGGCAGAUGAGGAAUCAGGACGGCUGGGAACGGUCACCAAGAGAGACGGGCGCAACCUUGUUGUUUUGAGAAAUAAGACGGGUGGGGUGGUUCACAUGAAGGUGUACGACAGGGACAGCCAGAAAGGAAGAAAUCCGUGCCAAGUAAACAACGGAGGAUGCUCUCAGCUGUGCUUCCCAACUUCAGAGAACACCCGCAGCUGCUCCUGCACCGUUGGCUACAACUUGCGUAGCGAUCGCACGUCUUGCGAGGGUGUUGACUCAUUUCUAAUGUAUUCCAUCCAUGAGGGAAUCCGGGGAAUUGCUCUUGACCCGAAUGACAACAGCGAAGCCCUCAUGCCCAUCACAGGAACGCUUUUUGCUGUGGGAGUCGACUUUCACGCAGGGAAUGAUACUGUGUACUGGACAGACAUGGGACUGAACAGAAUAUCCCGAGCCAAACGCGACCAGACCUGGAGGGAGGACGUCAUUACUACCGGCAUCAGCCGCGUGGAAGGCAUUGCUGUUGACUGGAUCGCUGGCAACCUGUACUGGACAGACCACGGUUUCAAUCUGAUUGAAAUCUCUCGUCUGAAUGGUGCAUACCGCUCAGUGGUCAUAUCAGAAGGACUCGAUCAGCCCAGAGCCAUCGCUGUACAUCCACAGAAGGGAUAUCUGUUCUGGACCGAGUGGGGGCAGAACCCCUGCAUCGGCCGUUCCCGCCUGGAUGGAUCAGACCAGGUUACCCUGGUCAGCUCGGGCAUCACGUGGCCCAACGGAAUUUCCAUAGACUAUGAGGAAAAUACAUUAUAUUGGUGCGACGCACGCACGGAUAAGAUCGAGAGGAUCAACCUUGAGACCGGUGAGAGCCGGGAGAUUGUGCUGUCAAUGGCCAACGUAGACCUGUUCUCCGUGGCUGUGUUUGGGCCUUACAUCUACUGGUCUGACAGGGCCCACUCAAACGGUUCAAUCCGACGAGGCUUGAAGACGGAAGCCAGUGAGGCUGUGACCAUGAGGAGCGGUCUUGGGGUUAAUUUGAAAGAUGUGACAGUUUUCACCAGAGGCAGAGAAAAAGGCACCAACCCCUGUGCCAGAAGUAACGGAGGCUGCCAGCAGCUGUGCUUCCACCUGGGCAGCGGUCGGCGGACCUGCUCCUGUGCACACGGCCGCUUGGCAGAGGAUGGCUUUGCCUGUGAGCGCUAUGAAGGUUAUCUGCUCUACUCUGAAAGGACUAUCCUGAAAAGCAUCCACCUUUCUGAUGAAAAUGACCUCAACUCACCCGUGCAGCCUUUUGAAAAUCCUGCUUUUUUCAAGAAUGUCAUAACGCUGGCCUUUGACUACGGUCAGGAGACAGCUGGAGCCAAUCGCAUCUUUUUUAGCGAUGUCCAUUUUGGAAAUAUCCAGAUGAUUAACGACGACUGGACAGGAAGAUCCGUCAUCGCAGAAAAUGUGGGUUCAGUGGAAGGUCUGGCUUACCACAAAGGUUGGGACACUCUGUACUGGACCAGCUCCACUACAUCCACCAUCACCAGACAAACUGUGGACCAGAGUCAAGCGGGCGCCAUCAGUAGGCAAGCUGUGGUGACGCUUUCAGAGGAGGACCACCCACACGUCCUGGCCCUGGAUGAGUGUCAAAGCCUGAUGUUUUGGACCAACUGGAAUGAGCAGAGGCCAAGCAUCAUGAGAUCCACCUUAACUGGCAAAAACAUAAGGAUCGUCAUCAGUUCUGACAUCUUAACGCCCAAUGGACUGACCAUUGACCACAAAGCAGAGAAGCUCUACUUCUCAGAUGGGACCCUUGGCAAGAUUGAACGAUGCGACUAUGAUGGAUCCAGCAGAUACGUCAUAAUUAAAUCAGGACCUGGAAACUUCUACGGGCUCGCCAUCUAUGCAGACUUCAUCUACUGGUCAGACUGGGCCCGCAGGUCUGUGCUGCGAUCAAACAAGUACACAGGCGGCGACACCAAAGUGCUUAGAGCAGAUAUUCCCCACCAGCCAAUGGGAAUUAUCGCUGUGGCCAAGGAUACCAACAACUGUCAGCUGUCCCCAUGCAGACACAUGAACGGAGGCUGCGGCGACCUUUGCCUGCUGACCCCGUACGGGAGGGUCAAUUGCACUUGCCGUGGAGAGCGUGUGCUUUUAGACGACAACAGAUGUGUGUCAGAGAAUUCCUCCUGCAACAUCUACACUGAAUAUGAGUGUGGGAAUGGAGAAUGCAUCGACUUCCAGCUGACCUGUGAUGGAAUUGCCCACUGCAAAGAUAAAUCAGAUGAGAAGAUGCAGUACUGCGACAACCGGAGCUGCCGGAAGGGUUUUCGGCCCUGCUACAACCAGCGGUGCGUGGCCACUAGCCGCUUCUGUGACGGGAUCGAUGACUGCGGGGAUAACUCCGACGAAGCAUCGUGUAGCAAUGUCACGUGCGGCUCAUCAGAAUCGUCGUGCAAAGACGGGACCUGUGUGCCCAGCUCAGCGUGGUGCAACCAGGUCAUUGACUGCGCCGACGCCUCGGACGAAAAAAACUGCAACCACACCAACUGCUCUCACUUUUACAAGCUGGGAGUGAAAGAAAAAGAUUUCAUCAGCUGCAACUCCACCUCGCUGUGCAUCCACCCCUCGUGGAUCUGCGAUGGCGCCAAUGAUUGCGGCGACUAUGCUGACGAGACCAACUGCCAGGUUUCCCAUGGGCAGAAGUGUGAGGAGGGACACUUUGCGUGCCCAAGCGGGAACUGCAUUUCCAGCGUGUGGCUGUGCGACGGCCAAAAGGACUGUGAAGACGGAGCAGAUGAAUUCCAGUGCGACUCGUCCUGCUUGUGGAACCAGUUCGCCUGCUCCAAGAACAAGUGCAUUGCCAAGCAGUGGCUGUGCGACGGGGAGAACGACUGUGAGGACGGCCUGGAUGAGAGCGUGCAGAUCUGUGGCACGGUGACAUGUGCUCCGGGGCUGUUCAGCUGCCCCGGGUCUUAUGCCUGUGUUCCAAAACGCUGGCUGUGUGACGGGGAGAGAGACUGUCCUGAUGGGAGUGACGAACUUUCCGCUGCUGGCUGUGCACCCAACAACACAUGCGAUGACAGCUCGUUUCGCUGCCGCAACAAAGCAUGCAUCCCCCAGCGAUUCGUCUGUGACCACGAUAACGACUGUGGAGAUGGAUCUGAUGAGUCGGUGGAAUGUGUCUAUCGUUCCUGUGGAUCAGAGGAAUUUCGCUGUGGGGACGGGCGCUGUCUUCUCAGCUCUCAGUGGGAGUGCGACGGCUACGCGGACUGUCCCGACCACUCUGACGAACUGCCUCUGAACCUUAAAUGUCUGGCUGCAGGAAGCUUGUGCAAUGGCUCGUUCUUCAUGUGUUCCAACGGACGCUGCAUUUCCCAGGGGAACCUUUGCGAUGGCAAAGAUGACUGCGGGGACCGAUCGGACGAGAGGAACUGCAAUGUGAACGAAUGCUUGAACCGCAGAGUCAGUGGGUGUACGCAGGACUGCCAGGACCUUCCUGUAGGCUAUAAGUGUAAAUGCUGGCCUGGUUUCUAUCUGAAGGACGAUGGCAGGACUUGUGUGGAUGUUGACGAGUGCUCCACGACACUUCCUUGCAGCCAGCGCUGCAUAAACACGUACGGCUCCUACAAAUGCCUGUGUGUGGAUGGCUACGAAGCCUUGGAGCGUAAUCCUAACACGUGCAAAGCUCUGUCAGCUGAAGAGCCCUUUCUCAUUAUGGCAGACCACCACGAGAUCCGCAAAUUGAGUGUGGAUGGCUCAAAUUACACCAUCCUGAAACAGGGCCUCUACAACAUCAUCCAUCUGGAUUUUGAUUACAAGAAAGAAUUUAUCUACUGGGUGGACUCAACCAGGCCGAGUGGUCGAAAGAUCAACCGAAUGCGUCUCAACGGGAGCGACCUGAAGAUAGUCCACAGAACAGCGGUGCCCAGUGCCUUAGCCGUGGACUGGAUCGGAAAAAAUCUGUACUGGUGCGACGCAGAAAAGAAGACGAUGGAAGUGUCCAAAGCCAACGGACUCUACCCUACGGUGCUGAUCAGCUCAGGCCUCAAGAACCCGACAGAUCUCGCUCUGGACCCCCAGACGGGGUACAUCUUCUGGGUAGACUGCUGUGAUCCUCCUCACAUCGGGCGCAUCGGCAUGGACGGCCGAGGGCAGACGGUUAUCAUUGACACAGAGAUCUACAGCCCCACAGCUCUCACCAUCGAUUAUACCAACAAGAGGCUCUACUGGGCCGACGACAACCACAUCCUGUUUGCCACCAUGGAUGGCGCCCAAAGACGCAAAGUGUCCUACGAUCACAUCCAAGGAGUAAUGGCGCUGACUUUGUUUGAGGACUUUGUCUAUUGGACUGACGGGAAGUCCAAAUCUCUGCGACGUGCUCACAAGACGACCGGCGCUCAAGGGAUCGAGCUCCUCAACUCCUGGCAAGCCAUCAAAUCCAUCAAGGUCUACCACUCGCUGCGCCAGCCUGAAGUUCCCAAGCACCAGUGUCAGAUUGCGAAUGGAGGAUGCAGCCACCUGUGUCUCCUGUCCCCCGGCGGGGAACACAAAUGUGCCUGUCCCACGAAUUUUUAUUUGGCGGCCGACAACAAAACCUGCCUCUCCAACUGCACGUCCAGUCAGUUCCGCUGCGGCACAGAUGAGUGCAUCCCUUUCUGGUGGAAGUGCGACACCGUGGAUGACUGUGGGGACGGCUCCGAUGAACCCGCCGACUGCCCUGAAUUCAAAUGUCAGCCUGGGCGUUUUCAGUGUGGCACCGGCCUUUGUGCUCUUCCACCCUUCAUCUGUGACGGAGAGAACGACUGUGGCGACAACACAGAUGAAGCUAACUGUGAGACGUACAUCUGCCUGUCGGGCCAGUUCAAGUGCACAGGCAAACAGAAGUGCAUCCCUCUUAACCUGCGCUGCAACGGCCAGGACGACUGUGGCGACGGAGAGGAUGAGACAGACUGCCCUGAAAGCACCUGCUCCCCAGACCAGUUCCAGUGCAAAGCCUCCAUGCACUGCAUUUCCAAACUGUGGGUUUGUGAUGAGGACCCUGACUGUGCAGAUGGGUCAGACGAGGCGGACUGUGAUGAAAAGACCUGUGGACCUCAUGAAUUCCGCUGCGAGAAUAACAACUGCAUCCCCGACCACUGGAGGUGUGACAGCCAGAACGACUGUGGAGACAACUCAGACGAGGAGAACUGCAAGCCCGUCACCUGUAACCACAAGGACUUUGCCUGUGCCAACGGCGACUGCAUCUCCUCCCGGUUCCGCUGUGACGGGGACUACGACUGCUUGGAUAAUUCAGAUGAGAAAGGCUGUGAGGCACACUGCUCUGAUGACCAGUUUCGCUGUCACAACAACCUGUGCAUCUCGAUAAAGUGGAUGUGUGAUGGCCAGGAAGAUUGCAAGAUGGGUGAAGAUGAAAAAAACUGCCAGGAAACAGUUGUGCCGUCCUGCUCGGUCAACGAGUACGUGUGCACGAGCGGCGGCUGCGUGUCGGCCAGCCUGCGCUGUGACGGACACGACAACUGCCUGGACGGCUCGGAUGAGAUCGGCUGCGUGAAGGAGUGCAGAGAAGACGAGUUCCUGUGUCUGAAUCGGGCCCACUGCAUCCCUCGGCGCUGGCGCUGCGACGACGUGUUGGACUGCAUGGACCACAGCGAUGAAGAAAACUGCGGCCAGGCAGCCUUCUUCUGCCGAGCUGAUGAAUUCAUUUGCAACAACACCUUAUGCAAACUCCACACGUGGGUGUGCGACGGCAAGGAUGACUGCGGAGAUAACUCUGACGAGGACGUAGACAUGUGUGCGAAGCUUCCCUGCCCUCCCACGAGGCCGUUCCGCUGUCGAAACGAUCACGUGUGUCUGCGCACGGACCAGGUCUGCAACAAAGUGGACGACUGCGGCGACAACUCGGACGAAGAAGAGUGUGCAGAGGUCGUGGCUGGAAGACCUCGGCCCUGUGGGAAGACAGAGUUUUCCUGCAGUAACCGACGCUGCAUCCCGAUCCAGCUGCAGUGCGACCUGUUCAGUGACUGCGGGGACGGUGGCUCAGAUGAGCAAGACUGCAAGGCAUUUUCCAGUGGAGAUGUAUGUGGAAAGAAAACCAAUCCGUGUGGAGAGGACGCCAUCUGCAACCAGACCAAUGCUAAUUCUAUAUGUCAGUGCAAACCUGGCUUCAAGAGGAAUCAGAAGACGGGCCAGUGUGAAGAGAUGAAUGAAUGUCUGCAGUUUGACGCUUGUCCUCAUUACUGCGUGAACACUAAAGGAUCCUAUAAAUGCUCAUGCGACCGGAAUUUUAAGGAGAUCAACGGCAACUGUGUAGCAAGAGGACCGGAGGAACGAGUGUUCUACGUGUCCAACGAUACCGAGAUCCGGAGCUUCCUGUAUCCCUUUAACCAGAGCCACGGAUACAGGCUGCCCACGCACAUUGAGGACAAUGCUCGAAUCAUUGGGAUGGAUGUUCUGUUUCACCACCAAAAGUUUAUCUGGGCGACCCAGUUCAACCCUGGUGGGAUUUUUUACAAAGACACUCUGGAAAGAAGUCAAAGCAAAACAAAUGUCAGAAAUAUUUGCUCAGACUUCCGGCGACCCCGAGAUAUUUCUGCUGACUGGAUUACAGGAAACAUUUAUUGGACCGAUCACUCCCGGAUGCACUGGUUUAGUUAUUACACAGCCCACUGGACUAAAUUACGAUAUUCCAUAAAUGUGGGCCAACUUAAAGGACCAAACUGCACCCGCCUGAUCACUGAUAUAGCUGGAGAGCCGUACGCCAUUGCUGUCAACCCCACCCGGGGAAUGAUGUACUGGAGCGUAAUCGGUGAUCAUUCUCAGAUAGAGGAAUCAGCCAUGGAUGGCUCACUGCGGAGAGUGCUGCUGGAGAAAAACCUGAGGAGACCCACUGGGCUGGCCAUUGAUUAUUUCAACCAGCGUAUUUACUGGGCUGAUCCUGAGCUCUCGCAGAUAGGGAGCAUGAGAUUGGAUGGCUCGGACCCUCUGGUGACAAUCAGCGACAGACACGGAAUCUCCCAGCCGUACAGAAUCGAUAUAUUUGAGGACUACAUUUAUGGAACUGGGUUAAAACACGAGGUCUUCAAGAUUCACAAGUAUGGGAAACAGUCUGUGGAGUUUCUCAGUUUGGGGGUGGAGAAGCCCACUAAUGUUUUCAUCUCCCACCGUUACAAACAGCAAGACGGACCCAAUCCAUGCUCGAGAAUGUCCUGUGACUUCAUGUGUUUGCUCAACCCGACUGGUGCCAGGUGUACCUGUCCAGAGGGGAAGGUGCUGGUGAACGGCACCUGCAAUGAUGUCAACGUCUCAGGUGAACUGUGCCGCCCCCCCUGUGAGAAUGGAGGCCGCUGCUUAGCCAAUGAGAAAGGAGACUGGAGGUGCUACUGCUGGCCUGACUUUUCAGGGGAGCGUUGUGAGGUCAACCACUGCACAGACUACUGCCUAAACGGAGGCACCUGCAUGGGCUCGCCACUGGGAAAGCCCACGUGCCGCUGCCCUGUCGGAUUCUCAGGGCCUUUUUGUGAGAAAAGGAUUUGUGACAAUUACUGUUUAAACGGGGGAACGUGCGACGUGACUCAGGGGAACCAGCCGGUGUGCCGCUGUAUGGCCGAGUAUACCGGGGACCGCUGUCUUUAUCACAUUUGUCAUCACUACUGCGUGAACUCCAAGGCCUGCACUUUAUCCAGCAGCGGCUACGUGGAAUGCGUGUGUCCCGCCAGGUUUGAGGGGAACAAGUGCGAGGUGGACAAGUGUCUCCGAUGCCACGGAGCUCCUUGCCUCAUUAACGAGGAGACGGGAGAAGUGGUUUGCAACUGCACAAAUGGCAGAAUAGCACCGAGCUGUCAGCUGUGUGACGGAUAUUGCUACAAUGGAGGUACCUGCCACCUGGACCCUGACACCAACCUGCCUUUCUGUCACUGCACGUCAGGGUUCAAGAACCAACGUUGUGAUGAGCUGGCCAACCCCUGCGAUUACUUCUGUCAGAAUGAGGGGAUGUGCACAUUAACAGCUCUUAACAAACCACGCUGCAAGUGUUCAGCCAAUUGGGCAGGAACACAGUGUGAGAGACCCGCCCCUAAAAGCAGCAGAUCAGACAACACGAGCGGAGGGAGCAUCGCUAUCAUUGUGCCUCUGGUCCUGCUGGUCAUCUUGAUUGUGAUGGUGGUAGCAGGUGUUUAUAUCUGCCGACGGAGGCAAAGGGGCAAACGUGUGCAGAGGCAGCCCAUGACCAACGGAGGGAUAAACGUGGAAAUUGGGAACCCGUCAUACAACAUGUAUGAAGUGGACCACGACAACCAUGCUGAUGCAGGCAGCCUGCUGCGCCCAAACUUCACACUUGACCCUCAUAAGGGCUGGUGUGUAAAAUCCAGCGACCCUCACACCUUGGGCAUGAAUUCUGUGCCCAAGGAGGUCAUCCCUGGACAGCCCAUGAACUACUCCAAUCCAGUGUAUGCAAAGAUCUACAUCGACGGGCAAAACUGCCGGAAGCCAGUCAUCAGCAUCGAUGAGAGGAGAGAGCUACUCCCAAAGAAACUCGAGGGGACAAUUCAUGAAACCGCCGCAUAGCCUAACUUUACACUUUGUACUUCUUUUUUUACCACAGUGUAUAAUAUGAAGGAGGAAACAAGAUUUUUCUAUUUCCUAUGAGGCUCUUAGGUUUUACUGGUUUAGCAUCAGCAUAAUGUCCUCGUCGCUGUGCUGAAGACUUUAAUUUUCCACUUAUGGUUUGCUUUCUGUUUGUCAGAGAUCAGUUAUACAGCGCUGUCAGUAUAGUGUAUGACACUGAAGUAAAGCUGCUGAUUUGCAAAAACUUUAUUAAUACCAGAAGCCACACUUGUGCACAGUUGAAACCUUAAAAUGCAGUGCUAGAAUUUGUACCCAUACCUGUUUGUAGUUCUAGAGGAAUACAGUGUCGCUUUGCGGAGGCGAUGAGGGGAAGGGCCGGCUCAUUUUAUCUGGAAAAAAAAAAGUAUGUAUAGUAGAGAAGAGUUUGGGGUUUUUCUUUUUUUGUUAUUUCAUGUGACAUAUGGACCGGAGAGCUUCACAAACGACAAGUGGAGCUUGAUUCCUUUUAUUUGCAUCUCUGUACCUGACAGCUCUGCUCCGGCAGUCCCACUGGACACAAUAAUAUCAACACCAUCACUUCUCACACAUUAUCUCCCGUCUUUUUCAUUUCCACGGAUUUUAAUCUUCAGUCGCCCUGUUUCAGCAGUAAUAUGACGUACAAACGUAUCUUUUGCUGAAAGAUAUUGAAGCCCACCCUGAAUGUUUUCCGAUCAGAUUCCCGGAUCCCGUACUGUACGCUGAAAAGACAGAAUACCAUAUUUUUCUAGGUAUCAUAUAUCAGCAAAUGGAUUAAAGAUGGAGAGAAGAAAGAUUUACCACAGCUACAAAAACAGUUAUUAAGAGUUAUUAUAAAACACAUCUGUUACUUCAGAAAAGGAAGAUGAUAAAUAUAAGAAAUUUUAUAAUUUUGUAUUUGAUUUGUAUGUUGUUUGGCUGCUUGUAUUUUGAAGAAAUGUAUUAAAUGUAAGUAAUUUUUAUAUAAAAUGUAAAUCGAUAUUGAAUAAAGGGGGCUUAUUUCCA